AUGGUGCAAGAUACUAAAUCUGAACUCCACAAUGCAGCUGUGUCAGCAGUUGUUGGGCUCAUCCAAAGUUGGGUCGACCCAUUUGAUCAGAAGAAUGACCUCAUUAGUACCUCUACAACAAAGGCAGUCCCUAGACACAUCACUUCUGACCUCAUGAAGGCAUAUGAGAUUGGAGAGAAAAACUAUGCCACUUUCAGGAAUGAAAGACUAGAGAAUGAUCCACCGAACCCGCUCAAACUAUUUCUGGAGGUUGCAGACUCCAACAAGAUCCCGGUGUUUUUAAUAGAUACGCAAAUAUUACAGGCCAUAUCUGAUUGUCAGGAGACAGGGCAACGCCUUGAAAUGUGCAGUUGUUUCUACCAUGCAGAGAAUAACAUCAUCACUUUUGCCGUGUUAGAAUUAGAUUUAAAAUAUAAGGAAGCAUUUUUUGAUGAAAUGAGACAAAAAGGUUUUACAAGCAUAUCUAUUACUGGUCCAGAUUCUACACAGUCAUCGGCGGUUACUCUGCACUAUAUAUUUGCAAAAUCCGGAUUUGUUGUUCAUCUAAUAUUUUUUUAUGAGAGGAUUGGUAACUUUUGGUGGCAUGGCGCACUCACAUUGGAGGACAUACAAGCAGUUGGCAUGGGAGAAAAUGCAAAGGGGGUGGAUCUAUCAAAGUGUGUGACUGGACAGCAUGCACAAGCCUUUGAUAAGAUGGAUAUUGUGUCCAGGAAUGUAGAUGGUGUGACGAUAAACGUGCCAAGAUUCCCACUGGUGCUUUUGAAUCAAAAACAAUACUCGAACUUUGUUGGUUGCAACUAUACCAGGGUUAAAGUGUUCCAGAAAAAGAAUGGCGCUGAUAUGAGCAAAGUAGCAAUAAAUUUCAAGAUUCGUGUUCGGACUCUGUUGCAUGAUACGAAGAAGGUACUUGAUGGACUGGGAAUUCGAUUUUGGUUGAGCGCCGGCACCUUAUUAGGGUGGUUUCGAGAAUGUGAUACUAUGCAUUAUUCACGAGAUGUUGAUAUUGAAAUAUGGGCAAAAGACUACGACUCGAGAAUAAUACAGGCAUUUCAGGAUGCUGGAUUUUGUCUCAUAACUAAUAAUGGAAAGCCCGAAUUUGGUUUAUCAUUGGCUUUCAAACAUGAUGUGGGCCUCAAACUGGACGUGUUUUUGGAUUAUGAAUCAAAUGAUUCCACAUGGAAUAUGAUGACGUAUGAUAGCAAGGAAAAUUACCAACAAUUCAAGGUCACGCUACCUCGAUUCACACUCUGUUGGACUGAAUUUCUCGAAAUGAAGUUAAGCGUUCCCUGCGAGAGCGAAUUGUACAUUGUAGAAUCAUAUGGAAAACAAUGGACUGAACGUGUGAAGACAUGGGACCCGUUUAAAAGUCCACUGAACGUUGUGAAGGUGGGAGUAUGGAGCAAAGCCGACUCAAUGAAGUUUGGGAGACAUCUAUGGGAAUGUUAUUACCAAUCAUUGAAUAAGUUGGCCUAA
Molecule: messenger RNA, 1473 nt
Organism: Saccoglossus kowalevskii
Lineage: Eukaryota; Metazoa; Hemichordata; Enteropneusta; Harrimaniidae
Product: ribitol-5-phosphate transferase FKTN-like
Source: RefSeq, a predicted model, not a curated record